CCACUUUCACAGUGGUCAGUUGCCGACGUUUCUGCUUUUGUUGGCUCGCUGCCAGGCUGUUCAGCCUACGCCCAGGAGUUUCUGCAGCAAGAAAUUGACGGGUCGGCCCUGGGCCUCCUUAAGGAGGACCACCUGAUGACCACCCUCAACGUUAAGCUGGGCCCUGCAUUGAAAAUUUGCGCCGUUGUUAACAUGCUCAAG
Messenger RNA from Helobdella robusta, 201 nucleotides. RefSeq lists its product as hypothetical. Gene Ontology annotation, cellular component: PRC1 complex. The annotation marks the transcript as partial. Lineage: Eukaryota; Metazoa; Annelida; Clitellata; Rhynchobdellida; Glossiphoniidae. Gene Ontology annotation, molecular function: protein binding. The transcript has a single exon. The record is from RefSeq and is a predicted model, not a curated record.